Messenger RNA from Equus quagga, 621 nucleotides. Its product is annotated as heterogeneous nuclear ribonucleoprotein A1-like. Gene Ontology annotation, molecular function: RNA binding. NCBI's taxonomy places the organism in Eukaryota, Metazoa, Chordata, Mammalia, Perissodactyla, Equidae. The transcript has a single exon. Bases 1 to 621 code for a protein of 206 amino acids. The record is from RefSeq and is a predicted model, not a curated record.
AUGCUGAUGAGUGGUGCCCACUUAACUAUGAAAAAGACUUUUGCUGGUGGCAUUAAAGAAGACACUGAAGAACAUCGCCUAAGAGAUUAUUUUGAACAGUAUGGGAAAAUUGAAGUGAUUGAAAUCACGACUGACAGAGGCAGUGGCAAGAAGAGAGGAUUUGCUUCUGUGACUUUUGACGAUCAUGACUCCGUAGACAAGAUUGUCAUUCAGAAAUACCAUACUGUGAACGGCCAUAUCUAUGAAGUUAGGAAAGCCCUAUCUAAGCAAGAGAUGGCUAGUGCUUCGUCCAGCCAAAGAGAUCGAAGUGGUUCUGGAAAUUUUGGUGGUGGUCUUAGAGGUGGUUUUGGUGAGAAUGACAACUUCGGUCACGGAGGAAACUUCAGUGGUCAAGGUGACUUUGGUGGCAGCCAUGGUGGUGGUGGAUAUGGUGGCAGUGGGGAUGGCUAUAAUGGAUUUGGUAAUGAUGGAAGCAAUUUUGGAGGUGGCAGAAGCUACAAUGAUUUUGGCAAUUACAACAAUCAAUCUUCAGAUUUUGGACCCAUGAAAAGAGGAAAUUUCAGAGACGGAAGCUCUGGCCCCUAUGAUGGUGGAGGCCAAUACUUUGACAAACCACCUUGA